AUGGCCUUUGGGCACACAGACUACGUGCCGCCAGACGAAACUCGAAACUUCAAAGCCCUCUUUUCACUUUCGGAUAAUAUUAAGGAGCAAAUUGACACAAAACCUAGUGUGGUUCUGCACAUCGAUCCAGAGUUAUAUCCGCCUGAAUUAGUGUCAAAAUACGAAGAAAAUGUAAAAGGUCAUCCUCUGCCAGCCAAGGAUUAUCGCAAGUUAAUGUGGGGCGCGAGCCAACAGAGCAUUCCCGAAAUUGACUCGACAGAAAACACUCCUGUUAUUCCCUCUGAGAAAUCAACCAAACAACAAAAGUCGACGGAGGGACCACACCACAUCUGCGAAGCUGAGGUGACAACUUUACCAGCCGUAGAGGCCCGUUACAGAGGUAUGGCAUCAAUUCCAUUCAGAACUGAUCAAAUGGCAUGUCAUCUGAUCGACCAGCCUGCAAUGGUGUCACAAACCAGAAAGCUGAAAGCCCGUCUUGGUCACGAUACUAUUCGGCUUAAUGACCCCGUCUAUGCGGACUGGCUUCGUGAACUAGUACAGAGGGAAAUGGAGAAUGAAGAAGAAGGUUUAUGUUUAAAGCGAGAGGGGGACGAGGUUUUGAGAACUGUUAAUUCAAAGAAACUGAAUAAGUCUGCUGCUAAUGAAUUGUUCAAAGAGAUGCGCUUGCCGGAAUUGUGCAGCCAAAAACCUUGGAUAUGGUCAAGUUCACUAAAAUCACAUGCUGAAAAGUAUGGAGCUGGUGACUGUAAAUACGAUGAUGGCGAUUUCGAAUCGAGAUCAGUCAGCAGUUCCAUGAGGUUGCCUCCCAUUCACCAGCACUGUCCAAAGCACUCUAAUAAGCCCUGUCGUUCGAAGAAGUGCUUAGAAGGCAGCGAAACACAAGAAAAUGACGAUGAGCUUGAGGCCCUACCUCCGAUUCAGUGCACACUGGUAAAAACAGAUGACUUUAUACAAGAAUAUGAGGAGGAAAGGGAAGAAGAGGAGGGUGACGAGGAGGAGGAUAAUGAGGAAGGGAUGGAGGAGGAGGGCAACUCAUCUGAAGCCUGCACAGUGGAAAAACUGAGUGAAAUGACUACUGUAACUCAGCUCUUUUCCAAUGCCGACUGCAUCUUAAAUAACCCAAAAGUUUAUACAAAGCUAACUCUCAAUGGUGAAUAUGUGUCAGAGGAGGAUUCGGGUUUAGGAACAGAAGAGGGGUAA
Mesocestoides corti is the source of this 1200-nucleotide messenger RNA. The record is from the annotation of a GenBank genome assembly. NCBI's taxonomy places the organism in Eukaryota, Metazoa, Platyhelminthes, Cestoda, Cyclophyllidea, Mesocestoididae.